AUGUCUGGUAAGGGAAAAGUGCACGGAGGAAAAGGUAAGUCUGCUGAAUCCGCAAAGAUAUCAACUUCGCAUUCCGCUAGAGCUGGGUUGCAAUUCCCAGUGGGGAGAAUUAAGAGAUAUUUAAAGAAAACUGCUCAGAACAAGAUUCGGGUAGGUUCAAAGUCUGCUAUUUACUUGACGGCUGUGUUAGAAUAUUUAACAGCAGAGGUUUUAGAAUUGGCUGGUAACGCAGCUAAGGAUUUGAAGGUUAAAAGAAUUACGCCAAGGCACUUGCAAUUGGCAAUUCGUGGUGAUGAAGAAUUGGAUACAUUGAUUAAGGCUACUAUUGCCUUUGGUGGUGUUUUGCCUCAUAUCAAUAAGGCCUUAUUAUUGAAGGUGGAGAAGUCCAAGAAGCAGAAAUAG
This is a messenger RNA of Lizanozyma spartinae, 402 nucleotides long. RefSeq names its product histone H2AZ (gene HTA3). Lineage: Eukaryota; Fungi; Ascomycota; Pichiomycetes; Serinales; Debaryomycetaceae. Gene Ontology annotation, cellular component: nucleosome. Gene Ontology annotation, molecular function: DNA binding; protein heterodimerization activity; structural constituent of chromatin. The record is from RefSeq and is a predicted model, not a curated record. The coding region runs from base 1 to 402 and encodes 133 amino acids. The transcript has a single exon.